Dichomitus squalens LYAD-421 SS1 is the source of this 885-nucleotide messenger RNA. Its product is annotated as lipase. The record is from RefSeq and is a predicted model, not a curated record. The transcript has 6 exons. Gene Ontology annotation, biological process: lipid metabolic process. Bases 1 to 885 code for a protein of 294 amino acids. NCBI's taxonomy places the organism in Eukaryota, Fungi, Basidiomycota, Agaricomycetes, Polyporales, Polyporaceae.
AUGAUCCCUGUGGCGCUGCUGGCUGCCUUCGCGCGUACGGCCACCGCAGCCGUGAUCAAGCGCCAGGCGGCGAUAACGGCGCUUACACCGGCCCAAAUCACCUCCUUCCGUCCAUAUACGCACUACGCUAGCACGGGAUACUGCACUCCCGCAAGCACUAUCGCUUGGAACUGCGGAGAAAACUGUGAAGCCAACCCAACGUUCAAGCCCAUUGCGUCUGGCGGUGACGGAGACGAGACCCAAUUCUGGUUUGUUGGCUUCGACCCCACUUUGGGCGAGAUAAUUGUUGGACACCAGGGAACGAAUACCAGCGAGAUUCUUCCCCUCCUUGAGGAUGCGGAUAUUAUCCGUGAGAGCCUGGACCUUAGCCUGUUCCCUGGUAUCAGUAGCAGCAUUGGCGUCCACAGCGGUUUUGCGGGAUCUCAAGCAAGGUCUGCUCUAGAUGUGCUCGCAGCGGUCAAGGCUGGGCUCACCGAGUUUGGAACGAAUAAGGUCACAGUCACUGGACAUUCGCUCGGCGCGGCGAUCGCGCUCCUCGAUUCGAUCUUCCUCCCAUUGAACAUUCCUGGCAUCUCCACGCGCUUUGUGGGCUACGGUCUUCCCCGCGUGGGCAACGAGGACUUUGCCAACUACGUUGACUCUCAGCCCAUCGAGGUGACGCAUGUCAAUAAUAAGGAGGAUUUCAUCCCCAUUCUUCCUGGUCAGUUCCUUGGAUAUCACCACCCAUCGGGGGAAGUCCACAUCCAGGAUUCGAACGCCUGGUUAGCUUGCCCAGGUCAGGACAACUCGGACGACCGAUGCAUCGUCGGUGACGUACCGAACAUCUUUGUGGGUGACGAGUCUGACCAUGAUGGGCCGUACGAUGGCAUUGAGAUGGGAUGCUGA